AAAACAAAAAACUUUUUUUUUUAAAGUUCUGUACUCUUUCUCCCUUUAUUACUACAUUAGUGUUCGUACACAGAAGCUCAGAUUUAGGAUUUUUGACCUAUAAGAUUAAUAAAUAUAGUCCAUUUUCAAAAUUUAAGGAAAAAAUAAAGGGAAUUUUUUUUUAAGCUUCAAAGUCUGGCUCUUUAAGUUGUGUACUUUCUCUCUCCAGUUAAAAAAUAUUCCGGGAAAAUCCGAAUGGAAUUAGUAUUUUCCUCCCAGCCAAUCAGUCUCUGAAAAAGGGAGUUUCGAUUCUCGAAUGGAGGAGGGACAAACAGUCCUCAUUCCUUCCGAACCCUAAAAAGUGUCUUAAAUCUUCUCAAAUACCCAACCCAUUUCUACUAAUGGAUUCUCGCCGGGCUCCGCGUACUGUGAUCGAUCCAAAGAUUCGCCAAGUAGGGUUUUUUGCCCCACCCGAUAGAACCAAUUCGGGUCAGACCGAACCCAUUUUAUCUUCCCCUUCUUCUCCUCCAGUUGCCGAAAUCUCCCCCUCCGGUAACUCACUUUCUCCGGUCAUGAUCCCUCCGCCGCGUCACUCUAGUGACAACCGUACGGUUCCGUUCGUCCCAAAUCCCGCUUCCCCCCUCCGCCGAGAAUCCAUCGCCGCUGGCAGUAGCUAUAACCCGUCGGAUUUCUUUCCCGCUACUAUGUCUCCGACAGCGUCGUCUUCUUUCGCUGGUAGAGUUGGAGUGAGCUACGGCGAGUUCGCGGACGACGUCGUUUCGUUGUCGCCUGGUCGAGCUGUCAGGGGCAGCUCGGUUAAAGCGUCUGCUGCUUCUUCUUUACCUAGUGGAGGAUUCGAUCUGACGGCACUUAGGGCAAGCAGUGUUCCGGCGAGUGAGCUGACAACGGUGUCCACCGUCGAAAAGUUGCCACCUGGUAUUCCUGAUAAAGUUGGAGGAGCAUCAGGUGGAGCGCAAAAUGAACGACCUCCAAAUUCAAAGCCAGCAAAAGAGAAAAGCACAAAAGCUGAAAGACGUGCCCUUCAAGAGGCCCAACGAGCUGCAAAAGCUGCUGCUAAAACUGACGGAGGCAAGAUACCUGCUGCUGCUUCGGCAGUGAGUGCGAAACCAGCUAAAACCACAAAGGCCCCUUCACAAAAGAAUGACAAUGUUUUGGUGGCAGCCACUGAAAAGAAGGUUGGUGAUCGUCAGCCAGAAAAGGAUAGAAAGAAAGAUGUGCCUCAACCACGCAUGCAGUAUGAUGACAAGAGCCGGGUGGAAAAGGCAAAAAGACGCGCAAUGGUGAACCAAACUGAGGCUACUAACAGAGUUGAGUUAUUCAGGCAUUUGCCUCAAUAUGAACAUGGAACUCAACUUCCUGAUCUUGAAUCAAAGUAUUUCCAACUUGGCCCCGUGCAUCCUGCUGUUUACAAGGUUGGGUUGCAGUAUUUAUCAGGAGAUAUUUCUGGUGGCAAUGCUCGAUGUAUUGCAAUGCUUGAAGCAUUUCAAGAGGCAAUUAGAGACUAUUCCACACCUCCUGAAAAGAAUCUUAAUAGAGAUUUGACAGCAAAAAUAAGUAGUUAUGUAUCAUUUCUUAUUGAGUGCAGGCCCUUGUCCAUCAGCAUGGGAAAUGCAAUUCGAUUUCUUAAAAGCCUUGUCGCAAAGUUACCUCUAACCCUCUCUGAGUCAGAAGCGAAAACAUUACUUCUGUCAGAUAUUGAUCGUUUCAUAAGUGAGAAAAUUAUUCUGGCUGAUAAGGUGAUAGUCAAACAUGCUGUUACCAAAAUCAGAGAUGGCGAUGUUCUUCUCACAUAUGGCUCCUCAUCUGCAGUUGAAAUGAUACUACAACAUGCACAUGAGCUUGGUAGACAGUUCAGAGUUGUAGUAGUGGACUCUCGUCCAAAACUUGAAGGCCAACUCUUACUUCGUAGGUUGGUGGAAAAGGGCCUUAACUGUACUUACACUAAUAUAAAUGCUGUAUCUUAUAUCAUGCAUGAAGUUACUCGAGUGUUCCUGGGUGCUUCAUCAGUAUUAUGUAAUGGAACAGUAUACUCCAGAGUUGGGACUGCAUGUGUUGCUAUGGUUGCUCAUGCAUUUCGUGUACCAGUUUUAGUGUGUUGUGAGGCGUAUAAAUUUCAUGAAAGGGUUCAGCUAGAUUCUAUAUGCUCUAAUGAGCUCGGUGAUCCGGAUGCCAUCUCCAAGGUUCCUGGUAAAGAGGAAACCAUUGAUUUGGAUGACUGCGCAAAGAGUGAAAAAUUACAACAUCUGAAUCUGAUAUACGAUGCCACACCUUCAGAUUACAUAUCAAUGAUCAUCACGGACUAUGGCAUGGUGCCACCAACCAGCGUGCCUGUCAUUGUUCGCGAAUAUCGAAAAGAACACUUGUGGAUUUAAGUCCUUGUGACGUGAAUCAAGGAGGCCCUCCAAAUUUUGUGUGCAAUGCUGGAAAUGAAUGUCAGCAUUCUAAUAAGACUAGAGAAGUUUUUGUUGCUUGAUUUCUUCUCUAGUUUCUCAUCAUUUUGGAAUAAUGGUACUUGCCUUGGCAAGUUUUUGAUGUUCUGUAUUUGUAAUUUUAGUCCUGACUCAGUGAAGAGUGCAAUAUUUUCGCCUCUCCGGGCAGAUUCAGCUGUGCAUUUUUGAAAUAACUUUUUUCUUUCGUUUUUAUUUUGUUCGCUGAUUUGAGGUUGGGGACUGGUGUUGUACUUGAAUUUUGACGUAGAAUUUUUUUAUUCUGAAAAGAAAAAAUUGCAUGCUUUAAUUAAUGAAUUAUGAUUCAGUUCAA
Humulus lupulus (European hop) is the source of this 2760-nucleotide messenger RNA. RefSeq lists its product as uncharacterized. The coding region runs from base 381 to 2372 and encodes 663 amino acids. Lineage: Eukaryota; Viridiplantae; Streptophyta; Magnoliopsida; Rosales; Cannabaceae. The record is from RefSeq and is a predicted model, not a curated record. The transcript has 7 exons.